AUGGUGGGGCGCGGGGGGGGGACCCAGGCGUCCGAGCAGCGGGGGGGCCUCCUCCGUCCGGACUGGGGGGGGGCGAGCGAGCGAGCCAGCCCAGCGGCGCCCCCUCCCUCCCUCCCUCCCUCGGAGGUGGCUCCGCCCCCGCGGCCUUUCGGCUCGGCUCGGCUCUUUCCGCGGCCGCUCGCCGUCUCUCUCCGGCUGGCCGGCGGCCCGUUGGCGCUCGAGGGGCGGGGCCGCCGAGGCUGCUGCUGCUGCUGCUGCGGACGGAGAGAGCCGGAGCCGGAGCCGCGGCAGCAGGAGGAGGGGGGAGGGGGAGGAGGAGGAGGAGGAGGGAAGGCGGAGGCUGCUGCCGCUGCUGCUGCUCUCCUGCCCGGCAUGGCGGCGCCUCCCCCCGCCGCCUCCUCCUCGGGGGCUCCGCUGAUGGAGGGCUACGAGGGGGCGGCGGCGGCGGGGCGCGGGGUGCCGCGGUGGGGCUGGCGCCUGUGCCUGGCGCACCGCUUCGCCGAGCAGAGGAAGCCCUACGCCGCCUCCGACGUCUCGCCCGCCAACGCCCUCCAGCACCUGGGGAUGGCCCUGCGGUAUCUCAAGUGGUGGUACCGGAAGACCCGCGUGGAGAAGAAGCGCCCCUUCAUCGACCUCCUGAACUCGCAGCCGCUGCGCCAGAUCUACGGCUGCCCCUUGGGGGGCUUCGGGGGAGGGACCAUCACCCGAGGCUGGCGGGGGGACUUCUGCCGCUGGCAGCUGAAUCCUGGGCUCUACCACUACAAGACGGUGGUUGCUGACCAGUUCACCAUCUGCCUGCGCCGGAAGGGCCAGACGGUCUACCAGCAGGUGCUCUCUCCGGAGAGGCCCAGCGUCCUGCAGGAGUGGAACUGGGGCUUCUGCGGCCACUAUGCCUUCUACCACGCGCUCUACCCCCGCGCCUGGACGGUCUACCAGCUGCCUGGGCAGGACUUGGUGCUCACCUGCCGGCAGGUCACUCCCAUCCUCCCACACAAUUACCAGGACACCAGCUUGCCCGUGGGAGUCUUUGUCUGGGAGGUGGAGAACAACAGUGGCGAGGAGGUGGAGGUCUCCAUCAUGUUCACCUUCCGGAACGGCACGGAGAGCAAGGACGACGGCUGCGGCGGCCACUGGAACGAGCCGUUCAGCCUGGAGAGAGGCGGCCACUGUGUCCGGGGCGUGCUGCUGCACCACUGCCUCCCCGUGAACCCCUAUACGCUGGCCCUCUCUGCCCGAGAGAAGGCUGGCACCACGGUGUCUCACCUCACCGCCUUCAACCCUGCCGGCUCUGGGCAAGACGUGUGGCUCGACCUGCUGGAGGAUGGCAGGCUGGCCUCCCCCCCAGGGAAGAGCUUGCCUACUCCAAAGGGAAAGGCUUGUGCGGCCGCAGUGUGUGCCAGCUGCGUGGUGCCAGGCCACGGGCACCGGGCGCUGGAGUUUGGCUUGGCUUGGGAUAUGCCGCGCAUCCGCUUUGGCUCCAAGGAGAAGGAGCACCACAGGUGGUACACGCGCUUCUUUGGCAGUGAGGGGGACGCCUGCCCGGCCCUCUCCCACCACGCACUCACGCGUUACCAGCAGUGGGAGGAGAAGAUCGAGGCCUGGCAGCAGCCCAUCCUGGAGAACAGCGAGCUGCCCCCUUGGUACAAGUCGGCACUCUUCAACGAGCUGUAUUUCCUGGCCGACGGCGGGACGCUCUGGCUGGAGCUGCGGCCGGAGGAGCUGGCCUCCCUGGGGGCCGGGCCGGGCCUCUCCCAGCUCCUUCCGGUCCUCCGGGAGUACGGGAGGUUUGCUUACUUGGAAGGCCAGGAGUACCGGAUGUACAACACCUACGACGUCCACUUCUACGCCUCCUUUGCGCUCGCCAUGUUGUGGCCCAAGCUGGAGCUCAGCCUGCAGUACGACAUGGCUGCUGCCGUGCUGAGCGAGGAUCCCCGGCCGCGGCUGUACCUGAUGAGUGGGCAGACGGCCCAGGUGAAGCUGCGCAACGUGGUGCCGCACGAUGUCGGGGAGCCAGAUGACGAGCCGUGGCAGCGUCUCAAUGCCUACCUGAUCCACGACACGGCCGGCUGGAAGGACCUGAACCUGAAGUUUGUGCUGCAGGUGUACCGGGAUUACUGCCUCACCGAGGACUCUGCCUACCUGGGGGACAUGUGGCCCGUCUGCCAGGCCGUGAUGGACUCGGAGCUGAAGUUCGACACGGACGGCGACGGCCUCAUUGAGAACUCCGGCUUUGCUGACCAGACCUACGACGCCUGGGUGGUGACGGGAGCGAGUGCCUACUGCGGGGGCCUCUGGCUGGCAGCCGUCUGCGUGAUGUGCCAGAUGGCAGAGCUGCUGGGCGCCAGGGAGGCCCUGCAGAAGUACUCGGGCAUCCUGGCCAAGGGCACGGAGGCCUUCGAGAGGCUCCUCUGGAAUGGGAAAUACUACAACUACGACAGCAGCAGCGGCCGCUCCUCGGACAGUGUCAUGUCGGACCAGUUGGCCGGCCAGUGGUUCCUGCGGGCCUGUGGGCUGGGCGAGGGGAAGUCUGAGGUGUUCCCUCGUAGCCACGUGCUGAGUGCGUUGAAGACCAUCUUUGAGCUGAACGUCCUGGGCUUCUCGGAGGGGACGAUGGGGGCCGUGAACGGGAUGCGCCCCAGUGGGGUGCCGGACACCUCCAGCGUCCAGUCGGAUGAAGUGUGGGUGGGCGUGGUGUACGCCCUGGCCGCCACCAUGAUCCAGGAGGGGCUGGUCCAGGAGGGCUUCCGCACCGCCGAGGGCUGCUACCGCACGGUCUGGGAGCGCCUGGGCAUGGCCUUCCAGACCCCCGAGGCCUACUGCCAGAGGAGGGUCUUCCGCUCGCUCGCCUACAUGCGCCCGCUCAGCAUCUGGAGCAUGCAGCUGGCCCUGGAGCGCAGGGCCUCCCCGGGGGCCCCUCCUGCCACCAGCGCAGGCAGGCCUUGAGCUCCGGGGAGCCCGGCUGCACAGCCUGGUGCUGGGUCCUGCCCUGCCCUCUCCCCCCCCCCCGGCGGUGUUGGGGCUGGGCCCUGGGCAGGGGCCCACUUGGCUUGUUGCAUGAAGACCCCCAUCUCCUCCCCUGGGUGUCCGGGAGGGGGAGGGGGCCUGGCAUGUCUUGGGGCGCCUGCUGCCCCGCCUGGUGGUGUCUAUGACGGAUCCUUCCCCAGCCUGGGAGGAGGGGCUCUCUUGGCAAAGGGGGGGGGCUCACGCGAUCACAGCCCCCUCCCCAGCCUUUCCCUCUUCUCUUCCCACCCAUCCCCACGUUGAUUUGCACAUGAUCUUAAUCAAGCUCUGUACAAUCUGGAUUGCACCGAAGUUAUUUUUAGAUACGGAGAGAUUUUAAUUUAAAAUAAAUUUUGACUGGCACAGAAA
Messenger RNA from Hemicordylus capensis (graceful crag lizard), 3369 nucleotides. RefSeq names its product glucosylceramidase beta 2 (gene GBA2). Gene Ontology annotation, molecular function: glucosylceramidase activity; beta-glucosidase activity. The transcript has 17 exons. The coding region runs from base 1 to 2943 and encodes 980 amino acids. NCBI's taxonomy places the organism in Eukaryota, Metazoa, Chordata, Lepidosauria, Squamata, Cordylidae. The record is from RefSeq and is a predicted model, not a curated record. Gene Ontology annotation, biological process: central nervous system development; carbohydrate metabolic process; glucosylceramide catabolic process. Gene Ontology annotation, cellular component: membrane.